Molecule: messenger RNA, 865 nt
Organism: Zingiber officinale
Lineage: Eukaryota; Viridiplantae; Streptophyta; Magnoliopsida; Zingiberales; Zingiberaceae
Exons: 3
Coding region: 1-645 (214 amino acids)
Source: RefSeq, a predicted model, not a curated record
AUGGGCUACUUUCGUCAAGAGCUUUUCAUGUCCUCAGGAUCCCAAGAGAAAAUAUUUAAAGAACGACAGGAGGCCGCGAGAAAGGAUGUCGAGAGGGCAUUUGGGCGUCGGGCCCCUUCCAUUCUGUCCACACACCUCUCUCUCUCUCUCUCCUUCAAAGCAAUUCGGCGUCGAACCCAAGCAAAACGCGGUUGUUCGUCACGUGGAGGCUUUUUAUUUGCUGCGAUUGUCGAGGAUCCACUGUUACGGCGGAACCUAAAUUCUCUGUUCAAUUCGAUUUAUAGACCUACAAAACGAAGGGCUGAGCGGAAACAGAGCACAGCACUCUGUGAAUGGUUUCGAAGCUUCUCCGGCGAUCGUGAGAGGAAGGAGAAGCACACGACCUCGAUCUCCGUCCUCCUCGUCAAGAUGAGCAAGGCCGGACCCAUCACUGCUUCGAUCGCAGCCGCCUCCUCUGCCGCUUUCGCUGCCGCGGCCACUCCUUACCUCUUCGCGGUCAUUGCUCCCUCCGCCGCUGUCAAAGGGGAAUCAGGAUCAUUGAAGAAAGCUUCGGGAUCUAGAUCGAGGCGUAGCGCCGAAGACAAGUUCUCGCCGAGGUUCGACGGUCUCAGAUUCAUCGAGACGCUGGUAACGGCGCACCGGUGAUUCACCCUUUCACUUAAUACUUCUUGAAUCUUGUUGCUCCAUUCUGUUCCUCGGCGCUCCCGCAGUUUUUCCUUUUUUUUUUCUUCCUUUUUUUUCAUUUUUCCCCAAUUCGAUUGUGGUUUGUAGCGUGAGAUUGCUACAAGUAGUUCUUUGUUUUUGAGCAAUAGAUAGGUUGCUACAAAGUUUGUCCUAAUACGAUAGAAUUUGCGCAUCGAUUUCA